Messenger RNA from Amphimedon queenslandica, 1078 nucleotides. RefSeq lists its product as uncharacterized. NCBI's taxonomy places the organism in Eukaryota, Metazoa, Porifera, Demospongiae, Haplosclerida, Niphatidae. The transcript is spliced from 5 exons. The record is from RefSeq and is a predicted model, not a curated record. The annotation marks the transcript as partial.
UGUCAAUUAGCUAUUGUUGGGAAGGAAGAAGAGGAAAAUGGAGGAGGUAGGAAUGAGGAGAGGAAUGGAGAGGAAGAUGGAGACUCAGGAGAUGAGGGAGGGAAAGGAAAGGGACAGACAACAGGAGGAGAGGGACAAGGAGCAGGAGGACAAGAAGGAGGAGCAGGUGGAGUAGCUGGAGGGAAUGAAGAAGAGAAAGAUGAUGAGAAUGAUGCAAUUGCUUUAGAAUCAUGUGAUCAACCAAAUACUUUAUCAACACUUAUUGUAUCUACUCAUUCCACUGGUAUACCUGAAGCUACAGUGUAUGCUGGACAAGUGUUUUAUCAAAAAGCAGAGGGCAAAAAUUUAAUGAUAUUUACAGCUGCUAAAGAUUUGAAUCCUUUACGCCAGUACAUUAAAAAAGAACAUUCUCAUCCAGAGUUUGAUCAAAGCAUUAAGUUCAAACUCACAUCUUCACCAAAAGGAUGUAUUGAAUUAAUAUUUAAUGAUGAGCAACAAACAGAACCAACAACUGGAUGGAGAAUAAAACCACAUUUGAUGCCUUGUCAAAUUGAAGAGCAUGAAGUACUUGGUUUUGGUGACAUUAGUACUACAAUUCCUCCAUCUUGCCUGGUAUCAAUAUAUGCUGAGAACAGUCCUCAUACUGUACCUAACUUGAGCUAUUCUGUACCAUUGAAAGGUGUACAGAAACCAAUGGAUAUUAUCAUAAACCGAUCACUGAGAGAUUUAUUAGAUGCACCUCAUUCUAUUAGUACUAAUGAUGUUCCUAAUCCUGGUUCACAAAAUGAUGUCAAGAAGCACCUUAAUGAUCUGAAACGUUUCCUUUCAACUUCAGAAGCAAUGUUUCGUGACAUAGCUAAUGGUUGUAAGGAAGUACGAAUUAUUAAUGGUUCUCAGUAUAAUGAGUUAUUUGACGGGAUGAGUCGCCAGUCUUUAUCAGAAAGAGUAGAAGUUUUUAUUAGAAAAAUUGUGUUUUUGCUUGAACUUUGUCCUGAUCAAAUUAGUAAAUUCCUGUCAAUACUGAAUAAUCAGGAAGACAUUGCUCUUUCUACAUUAGCUGACAGGAUUGCUGCUUCAU